GGAAAGUCCCUGGCAGAGACAGGGCGUUGAGGUGGGAGGGGAGAGGCCCCAGGCAGCCCAGGUCAGGACCACACCCAUCAGCAUGAAGGUGGGGACUGGGGGGCCAAUAUCAUGGCUCUUGGUCACUGACCACAGGGGAAGCUCUUUGGCAAUAUCAGAAAAGAAGAAGCCAGAUUGUAAAAGGAAGUGCUGUUCAUUCUGGGCAGGCAUGUUUGGGGAGGGCUCCCACCUCCCAGUCCUCGGAAGGAGCCUGCUCCUGCCUCUCCGGUGGUCAGAUUAGCCUGAGGCAGCCCCUCCACAGAGCCUCCCCUCUGGCCUAGAGGCUCUGCUUGUUUUCUCAUCCUCCCGAGGAGAGCAAGGCGAUGGGUCUGCCCCUGCUGCUGCUCCUGCUGCUGCCCCUGCUGCCGCCAGCAUCUCUGCAGGCUGGUGGCUCAGCAAAAUGCACUUCAAACCUUGAUUAUGAAGUCAAACAACCAGAGCACCUCUCAGCCCCUGAGGGUGGCUCCAUCGACAUCCCCUUCUCCUUCUGUUACCCCGGGGAGUUAGCCAGUGAUCCCAAAGUGGGUAUAUCCUGGAGAUGGAGAGACUUCCAUGGAGAGUUCAUCUACAACACAACCCUGCAAUUCACCCAUGAGGAUUUUAAAAACCGCCUCUCCCUGAACUGGACAAAGGCCCAGAGGAACGGCUCCCUCCGGAUCUCUAACCUGCGGAGAGAGGAUGAAUGUAGGUACUUCUGCCGAGUCCAGUUGACCACACGGAACGAAGGCGAGCAGGUGUGGCAGUCCAGGGAAGGGACCAAACUCACCAUCACCACAGGUGAGUCCCGCUGCCCCGGCCACUGGUGGAGCCCCAGCUAG
Messenger RNA from Myotis brandtii (Brandt's bat), 857 nucleotides. RefSeq names its product paired immunoglobulin-like type 2 receptor beta. Bases 363 to 857 code for a protein of 164 amino acids. Lineage: Eukaryota; Metazoa; Chordata; Mammalia; Chiroptera; Vespertilionidae. The transcript is spliced from 3 exons. The record is from RefSeq and is a predicted model, not a curated record. Gene Ontology annotation, molecular function: MHC class I protein binding.